Molecule: messenger RNA, 2817 nt
Organism: Pipistrellus nathusii (Nathusius's pipistrelle)
Lineage: Eukaryota; Metazoa; Chordata; Mammalia; Chiroptera; Vespertilionidae
Source: the annotation of a GenBank genome assembly
AUGGGGCAGGCAUGCGGCCACUCCAUCCUCUGCAGGAGCCAGCAGUACCCGGCAGCGCGACCGGCUGAGCCGCGGGGCCAGCAGGUCUUCCUCAAGCCGGACGAGCCGCCGCCGCCGCCGCCAUGCGCCGACAGCCUGCAGGAUGCUUUGCUGAGCCUGGGCUCCGUCAUCGACGUCGUGGGCCUGCGCAGGGCUGUCACGGAGGCCCUCUCAGCCGUGCUCCCCAGAGUGGAAACAGUCUACACCUAUCUUCUGGACAGGGAGUCCCGGCUGGUGUGUGAGGACCCUCCCCAUGAGCUGCCCCAGGAGGGAAAAGUCCGAGAGGCUGUGAGCUCGCAGAAGCGGCUGGGCUGCAAUGGGCUGGACGGCAUCUCGGACCUGCCUGGGAAGCCUUUGGCCAAGCUGGUGGCCCCCUUGGCUCCGGACACCCAAGUGCUGGUCAUUCCGCUGGUGGACAAGGAGGCUGGGGCUGUGGCAGCCGUCAUCUUGGUGCACUGUGGCCAGCUGAGUGACAGUGAAGAGCGGAGCCUUCAAGCCGUGGAGAAACAUGCGCUGGUGGCCCUGCGAAGGGUGCAGGCCCUGCAGCAGCGCGGGCCCGGCGUGGCCCCCGAAGCUCUGCACCCCCCGGCGGGGACGGCGGGAGACCCGCAGGGCCGGGUUGCGGACACCCACAACGACGGGAAGAUCCUGCAGCUGUGCGGGGAACUCUACGACCUGGAUGCCUGUUCCCUGCAGCUCAAAGUCCUCCAAUACCUGCAGCAGGAGACCCAGGCGUCCCACUGCUGCCUCCUGCUGGUGUCCGAGGACAAUCUCCAGCUCUCCUGCAAGGUCAUCGGAGACAGAGUGCUGGAGGAAGAGACCAGCUUCCCGUUGACAAUGGGACGCCUGGGCCAGGUGGUGGAAGACAAGGAGUCUAUCCAGCUGGGAGAUCUCACCUCAGAGGAUGUGCAACAGCUACAAAGCAUGUUGGGCUGUGAACUAAAGACCAUGCUCUGUGUGCCUGUCAUCAGUCGGGCCACGGACCAGGUGGUGGCCCUGGCCUGUGCCUUCAACAAGCUCGGAGGAGACUUAUUCACAGAUCAGGACAAGCACGCGGUCCAGCAUUGCUUUCACUACACCAGCACGGUGCUCACAAGCACCCUGGCAUUCCAGAAGGAGCAGAAGCUCAAGUGUGAGUGCCAGGCUCUUCUUCAAGUGGCAAAGAACCUCUUCACCCACCUGGAUGACGUCUCCGUCCUGCUCCAGGAGAUCAUCACAGAGGCCAGAAACCUCAGCAAUGCUGAGAUCUGCUCCGUGUUCCUGCUGGAAAAAAAUGAGCUGGUGGCCAAGGUGUUCGACGGGGGCGUGGUGGAAGAUGAGAGCUAUGAGAUACGCAUCCCGGCUGACCAGGGCAUAGCGGGCCACGUGGCUACCACGGGCCAGAUCCUGAACAUCCCGGACGCAUACGCACACCCUCUGUUCUACCGCGGCGUGGAUGACAGCACGGGCUUCCGCACGCGCAACAUCCUCUGCUUCCCCAUCAAGAACGAGAACAAGGAGGUUAUCGGUGUGGCCGAGCUGGUGAACAAGAUCAACGGACCCUGGUUCAGCAAGUUCGACGAGGACCUGGCCACGGCCUUCUCCAUCUACUGCGGCAUCAGCAUCGCCCACUCCCUCCUUUACAAAAAGGUGAACGAGGCCCAGUACCGCAGCCACCUCGCCAAUGAGAUGAUGAUGUACCACAUGAAGGUCUCUGAUGACGAAUACACCAAACUGCUGCAUGGCGGCAUCCAGCCUGUGGCUUCCAUCGACUCUAACUUUGCCCGUUUCACCUACACCCCUCGCUCUCUUCCUGAGGAUGACACUUCCAUGGCCAUCCUCAGCAUGCUACAGGACAUGAAUUUCAUCAGCAACUAUAAAAUUGACUGCCCGACACUGGCCCGGUUCUGUCUGAUGGUGAAGAAGGGCUACCGGGACCCACCCUACCACAACUGGAUGCACGCCUUCUCUGUCUCUCACUUCUGCUACCUGCUCUACAAGAACCUGGAGCUCACCAACUACCUCGAGGACAUCGAGAUCUUUGCCUUGUUUGUUUCCUGCAUGUGUCACGACCUGGACCACAGAGGCACAAACAACUCCUUCCAGGUGGCCUCGAAAUCAGUGCUGGCUGCACUCUACAGCUCCGAGGGCUCUGUCAUGGAGAGGCACCACUUCGCUCAGGCCAUCGCCAUCCUCAACACCCACGGCUGCAACAUCUUCGACCAUUUCUCCCGAAAGGACUAUCAGCGCAUGCUGGACCUGAUGCGGGACAUCAUCCUGGCCACGGACCUGGCCCACCACCUGCGCAUCUUCAAGGACCUCCAGAAGAUGGCCGAAGUGGGCUAUGAUCGAAACAAUAAGCAGCACCACAGCCUCCUCCUCUGCCUCCUUAUGACCUCCUGUGACCUCUCUGACCAGACCAAGGGCUGGAAGACCACAAGGAAGAUUGCAGAGCUGAUCUACAAAGAGUUCUUCUCCCAGGGAGACUUGGAGAAGGCCAUGGGCAACAGGCCAAUGGAGAUGAUGGACCGUGAGAAGGCCUACAUCCCCGAGCUGCAGAUCAGCUUCAUGGAGCACAUUGCAAUGCCCAUCUACAAGCUGCUGCAGGACCUGUUCCCCAAAGCAGCAGAGCUCUACGAACGCGUGGCCUCUAACCGGGAGCACUGGACCAAGGUGUCACACAAAUUCACCAUCCGAGGCCUCCCGAGCGACAACUCGCUGGACUUCCUGGACGAGGAGUAUGAGGUGUCUGACCUGGAUGGCCCUCGGGGCCCUGUCAAUGGUUUGUUGCAGCCUUGA